Molecule: messenger RNA, 1153 nt
Organism: Brachypodium distachyon (stiff brome)
Lineage: Eukaryota; Viridiplantae; Streptophyta; Magnoliopsida; Poales; Poaceae
Exons: 9
Coding region: 53-910 (285 amino acids)
Source: RefSeq, a predicted model, not a curated record
AAAUAGGUCUCUCUCCUCUGCCCCCCUCUCCCUCUCUCUGGAUCCUACCGCCAUGGCCGACGCGCCCUCCGCUUCCUCCUCCUCCCCCGGCGGCUCCCCGCCGCCGCAGCCGCAGCCGGAGAGCGAAGGCGGAUCCAUCUCCUCCAUGGUCGCCUCGUCCGCGACCUCCGCGGCGGCGGCCGCCGCGGAUUUCACGCGGCGGGGUGAGGCAUUCAGCGCCGACAUGGUCGCUGCCGCCAGGGCCACCGUCGACACGGCCACCGCCCACGCGCACUCGUCCGCCAUCGCCGCUUCUGAUGCCGCCAACGAUGCCAUGGCCGCCGCCCUCGCCGCCUUCCCCACCCUCACCAACGCCGCGAAGGAAGAGCUGGAAUGGGUCAAGAAGGAGUACUUGGCUCGUGAGCAGAUGGCGCUGGGCAAGAUCAAAGAGGGUGUCAUCAUGGCAAUCGAGCAUCCAGGCAUUGCCGCAGGCUCUGCCACAGUUGCAGGAAUUGUGCUGCUCAAAAGGCCAAGGAGCUACUUAAUACAACGUGUACGACGAAUAUUUGUCAGCAAGGAGACCCUACUUUCCGGCAUCCAAGCUGAAGUGAAUCACAUGCGGCAAACUGUCAAUCUUGUAUCCAAUGAAAGCCAAAAAUUGAUGGAUAGAGCAGCAACGGCAGAAAAAAGAUUCCAGAAAGGAUGGAAUACACUCAGGGAAGAAGGGCGCGCCAUUCAAAGUGAGCUGAAGCAGAUUAGUGAUAUUGAAAACCAAGUAGUAGGUCUCAAAGGAAUUCUUGAUCAGCUUCCGAGAGCACAUGCAUCUGAAUUUCGAUCAGAGAUUUCUGGUCUAGCCUCCCAGGUCAAGAAGGAGAAGCGUGUGCUUAACUCUGCCCUCACGAAGAUUGUGAAUUAUGGUGUCCCUAUCUAACUACCUCUGCCAUUUUCACCACACGAGGAAGAUUAAAGGCUAGCCCUGGUGGAUCUUUUGCUGCAAAAUAGUCCCGAAGGAAUGGGAAAACAAUAAGUUUUGUCACUCUUGCAGACCUGUAAAAUGUUUCUGCUGCGCUAAACUCUGAGUCUCUGACUAGCGACAGAUGAAAUUUUGGCUCAUCGACAUUGACUGAUGUAUUUUUAUACUUUUGGUAUGGUUUACAGUUCUCUCAUUGCAGUA